CUCGUUCGGCCGUCUCUUCCGCCCCGGACCAACCCAGGCCCUUGAUCUCCAGAGACCCUGGCACCUCAGCCUUAGGAAAGCAGUGCCGCUGCUCCUUGGACUCUCCGCCUCAUUACGCACUCUCCAUUGUGCCAUGCUCCCCGCUGUGCGACCCAUAUAUGCGUAGAUGACUUGCUAGCCUGUGCGAGCGCGAUGCCUCUGAGGGGCCUCCGAGCGAACCGCAGUGAACGAGAUCUUAACCGCCGCAGCACACUUGAACCCACCGCCCUCUUCAAGAAAGGCUCCUCCCCUGCCGACCAUGCGGACGACCGGACUGGCGGACGAAUCGCUGUCUCCGAAGAUGGUGGACGCCCUCAUUUUGGCGAUGUCGGAGACAUUGGCGAAGACAGUUCCCCCUCGCCGUCUACUCACGAGCCUACACCCAAGGCCCGACGCUUCAGCCUGAUGCGUUUCCGCCAUGCCUCGGACUCACACCUGUCGUUGAAAGCAAAAGAACACGCAGACUCUGACGCUCCGCCCGUUCCCGCAGUUCCUGCAACCUCCAUAGCUACGCCCUCCAUCAUAACCACAGCACCCACCAUUGUCGAUCAUGACGAGCCUACCAUCCCGCGCAAGCGCGGAAGAAUGCAACAGUUCAGUUUGCGUCGCCGUUCUCUCGAUCCGUCCUCGAGCCAACUACCCGGUCUGCGGAAGUCGAUGGAUAAGAAGCAUAGUGCAGACAUUAAGAGAGGGCCUUUUUCGUUUAUGCGAAGUCAAAAUGCUCUAAUAGAAGAGCCAGGGAGGCUGUCAAUCUCAGAGGCACCGGACACGCUCGUCCCUUCUGCCCGGGGCACUGCGCAGGAAGGCGCGUCGUCCCUGUCUCUCUCCGUACCCAGGGCGUCAGAGUCUUCACGGUCUGACGCCAGUUCAGGCGUUCACAUCUCCUUUGAACACACUCCUAGACCACGGACUACCCCUAAAUCCAGUACCUCACUGUUCAGCCUCGGGCGUAAGAAGCAGCGCGCAUCUCUAUUCCCGAUACCUAUGAAAGUUACAACCCCUCAAUUCCCAAACACCGCACCUGCUACUCCACGGGCUUCUACGAGCGGGGUCAGUUCCGGCUCACCGCAUCAUUCCCCCGGAGGCGAAAGCCCCCCUUUGACCGCCAUCAACCACAAUCGUGUGCAGAAAUCAGAGAACGGUACCACGACCCCUCCACAUUCCUCAUCUCAAUUUGCGCUAGCCGCUGCGUCUCUGAACGAUGCAUCGGGAGGAGAUUGUCUGCUUCGAAACGAUUCAAUCCGGUCGGUUCGAUCCGCGCAUUCCUCGCCGAAUCGUCGGCCGAAUCGCCUCGCUCUCCGAGGUCGGUCUUCAACGAUGGGAUCAUUAGGAGCGCGGUCUGAGGAUGUACCACCACCAACUCCGCCAUAUAUCGCAAGUGGCAGAACCUCCACCUCGACAGCCGGCAGGAGUAGCUUCAGCAACUUGUUUAACUUAGGAGCAAGAUUCCGUCAGAACCCUGAGACAUACUCUCCCCGCCACGGAUCACCUGCUCACGGAUUCUCGGGGAAUUCGGGGCCGUUGUCACAGCAAAACUCUCUGAAUAUCAGCCGAGAAGCCCUCGUGCUACCCGACCGUGAGGAGGGUGAAACGCCAGGGCAUUACUUGGAACGACUGGAGGAGAAUAACAUUGACAAGAGCGUAAUUGCAAGUUUGCUUACGAAGAAAGAUGACGCCUUUCUGCUUGCAGUAUUGCGAAGCUAUAUGCGGAAAUUUGCCUUCUUCGGAGAUCCUAUCGACAUGGCAAUUCGCAAGUUAUUGAUGCAGGUGGAACUGCCAAAGGAAACUCAGCAGAUUGAUCGAGUACUUCAGGGGUUUGCUGACCGCUACCAUGAAUGUAAUCCUGGUAUAUAUAUCAAUCCUGACAAGGCCUACUUUAUUUCCUUCUCGAUCGUUAUUCUCCACACCGAUUUCUUCAACAAAAAUAACAAAAGGAAGAUGCAAAGGAACGACUACAUCAAGAAUUCAUCUUGUGAAGGCGUCUCGGAAGAUGUAUUGGGAUGCAUAUACGACAAUAUUGUGUACACGCCUUUCAUUCAUAUUGAGGAUGAGGUUGAUCUCAAGAACAUCGCAUCUCGACGAAGUAAGAAAUCGGCGGUACUUAAAGGAUCGCUGCACGAUCCAGCGAAGAAGGCGGUCCGAGAGCCGCUUGAUCCGUACACGCUCAUCUUGGAGGGCAAACUCGACAUACUCCGACCCAAUAUCAAGGAUGUCAUGAACCUGGACGACCCAUACGGCUAUCUCGGUUCGGCACCGACGCUCGAUAUCCGGAACCUCUACAAAUCAUUUGCGCGCUAUGGAGUCCUCCAGAUUGUGUCUUCUAGGUCAAGACCGGAGGCCUUCAUGUCGCAAUCGUCGCAGGAGAACCCGCUGGAUUCAUCGGUAGGCAUCGUGGAGAUGCCGGUCACUAAGAUCGGAGUGUUGUGGAGAAAAGACACGAAGCGGAAGAAGGCACGAUCGCCUUGGCAAGAAUGGGGAGCAGUGCUCACGCGUUCUGGACUUUCCCUCUUCCGAAAUUCUAGCUGGGCGAAGAACCUGAUGCACCAACAUGAUCAACAUGAGAAGCAUGGAGACGGAACCCCGGUAGUCUUCCAGCCACCUCUGCACGAGUUCAAGCAGGAUCAUAUCAUUCCGAUGGAUGGGGCAGUUGCACUUGUCGACAAUACGUACAAGAAGCACAAGAACGCGUUCGUAAUAUUUUCGAAGGCGGGAGAAGAGACCUUCUUGGCAGACAACGAGAAAGAUUUGAACGAUUGGUUAGGGAUGAUCAACUACUCGGCCGCAUUCGAAACCCUCGGUGUCCGCCCAAGAGGACUCAUCGGAGCACUAUAUGAUGGCCAAAGGCAUCGCGGCAUCCGGCGACUGGAGUCAUCGCAUUCCACAACGUCCGUUUCGACGCCAACCGGCGAAGUCACCAUCCAACGUGGGCGAAUUGACAAGCAGUUUGCUCAACAGAUUAUGAGCGCACGAAGAGAACUUAUGCAAAAGCGUAUUUCCGAGUCUGAGGAGCGACUUACGCAAUGUAUCAAGCAACUUGAAACACAAUUGAGAGAUGCCAGGCAUCUUCAGAUUCUUGCACCCAUUCAACCUAAGACCAGAGACCUUCUAAUCCAUGCAGCCGGACGUCUGUCGGCAAAACUCAAAUGGUCGCGGAUUGAAAUCUGGCGUAUGAAGUGCCACCGAGACAUCUUGGCCCAAGAGUUGCAGGAAGAGAAGCAGAGCACCGGCGAUCUUGCAUCUCAAAAUGAGCGCCUUGAUACCACGUCCCCCCUGGUGCAGCAGCAACUCUCCCCUCUACCGGCUAAGAAGCCCUCCAAGAUCGUCGGACUGACGCGUCUCACUUCUAAAACUAGCUCACAUUCAGGAAGCCAGAAGCCGCCUCCUUCUCCCACCGUCUCUAUCGCAAGACCAGGCACCAAGUCUUCAAGAGAUACCGAGAUUGGCGGAGACGAUGCGUUCAAAACUCCUCCUGAAACAUCGCGUCAACCAAGCCCCAGUCAUCUUUCUGCACCAUAUGCGCAUAUGCCAGUCACCCCUCAGUCCCUCCAUUGUCCGGAGCCUAUGACGAGUUCUUCCACACAGUCUCCGAAGCUGACACCCUUCGAUCGACGUCUUUCUACAUCCUCGAUCGGCGGAGGGACCUUGAGUUCCGAUGAUCGCUCUGAUGUAGAAUUGCGGUACGAGACACCGCCGCCCAUCGAGCCUGCGAAAACGGACCGGCCCAGCACCCCCGAAUCGGCUCCCACAAAUGGGCUUCAUCUCGACGGCGGCUCCGACUCUGAAGCGGAUCGGCCUCCUGCUGCACUUACCGGCUCACCGGAGUCACGGUCAAAGGUGAGACGGAGCUUGCAUCGCACGUUGCGAGAUUCUCAUGCGGGAUCAUCUCACCGUCGAGGACAUAAGACGAGGGAUUCUGCAUCUACCAUCGUCAGUGAUGAUACUCACGAGAGUGAGGGGUUGGCGAGGAGGAAAGGUAGUUUUACUCUUCACGGCAAGAAAGCCUCCGUCAUCACCUUUGGGCUUGACUGGCAGAACAUGUCCGCAGAGGAACGACUGAAGAUGAGAAAACAAGCCCAUGAGGCAUUGGAAACAGGUUCUGCAGAAGAUAAGGAGGACGGCACUCGCGGUCGGUCACACUCCAUCGCAACCGCCAGUACUGGUACCAUUCUUACCUCGCCCCGCGCCAACGACCAGGACGAUCCGACGCCUCGCCCCUCUCCCGACGACAUUCAGAAGAAGCGCCAUGUAUCUUCACAAACCAUUACGCCUGCCAAUUAUCGAGCCUCUUCGGGCGCCCACGACUCCGAUGCUCGGUCCAUGAAAAUGGAGAUGAGCGGAAUUGAAGAGGAAGCAACCUCGAAGUCGCUCGAAUCAGCAGCGCAAGAAAAACCAACGGGGGAAAAGGCAAACCUUGAGCAACCCCAUAUUGAGAACCCAAAUUCACAAGCUGGCGACCAGAAAUCAAAAGCUCCCGAAGCUUGAUCGAUCCUGCUUGUUUGCGCAACAAUUCAUGUAUAUGCCUCGGAUUUAUCCAUUGUCGAACCUUCAAGAUCUUAGCGUUGCAUGGGAGUGGCUCU
Westerdykella ornata is the source of this 4616-nucleotide messenger RNA. RefSeq lists its product as uncharacterized. Gene Ontology annotation, biological process: regulation of ARF protein signal transduction. The record is from RefSeq and is a predicted model, not a curated record. Gene Ontology annotation, molecular function: guanyl-nucleotide exchange factor activity. The transcript is spliced from 3 exons. Bases 193 to 4521 code for a protein of 1442 amino acids. NCBI's taxonomy places the organism in Eukaryota, Fungi, Ascomycota, Dothideomycetes, Pleosporales, Sporormiaceae.